Molecule: messenger RNA, 4174 nt
Organism: Podarcis raffonei (Aeolian wall lizard)
Lineage: Eukaryota; Metazoa; Chordata; Lepidosauria; Squamata; Lacertidae
Gene: NHEJ1
Product: non-homologous end joining factor 1
Exons: 9
Coding region: 373-1293 (306 amino acids)
Biological process (GO): double-strand break repair via nonhomologous end joining
Cellular component (GO): nucleus; DNA ligase IV complex
Molecular function (GO): DNA end binding
Source: RefSeq, a predicted model, not a curated record
AACAGCACUGCGUUUUAUAUUGCCACGGAUAUUUGGCUCUUGAAGCUUCGCUCUGUUUUUACUGCGAUACUUCAGGAGCGGAUGUCGCGCGCGCACCAACACGAGGGAAACUCCCCCGCUUUCAACGGUCGCCGACGGAUUUAACGUAAAUUAAAUAGGUGGGAAACUGCUUCUGAGGAACAGCAGCCACAGGAGAGUUUCCGGCGCCGCCUGAAUCUCCUCCCCCUUCCUCGGCGAGGCCUCACUUUCCUUGCUGUGGGAGCCGAAGGUCACGUGGCAUUAUAAGAAGGGAGAAGUAGCUUACAAUCCACCUGAGAAGAAAGAGAGAGAGAGGAAAAGAAACUCUUCCACAUUUGGCUGCUGUGGUGUAGGAUGGAGAGCACUGAGGACCCAGAAAACAGACUCCUCCUGCAGCCCUGGACUUCAGUCUGCUUUGAUGAGUCCACAAAACUGAUGAUUAAGGUUUGGUUUGGAGAUGCUGGCUAUGCCUUGCUCCUUUCUGACCUCAGCAGUAUGUGGUACGAAAAGGUAGAUACUGAGGUGAUACAACAGAGAUCAAAGGAGCUAAAUAAGCGUUUGACAGCUCAUGUAUCCUCCUUCCUAAGCCGCCUGCGCAGUCUGAUAUGUCCCCUUCUGGAAGGAGAAAAGAGCAGUUCUACCAUCUUCUCCUGCCAGCUCAGCUCCAGCACACUGACUCUUCGUGUGAAGAGUGAGCUCUCAGGGCUACCCUUCUACUGGGAUUUCCGUUGUUCAGCAGCACCUGUUAAGAUGGUGUUCCACCAGCUUGUGCAGCCCCUGAUGGCGAUGAGCUUGGUGUUGCAGAGUCAAGUGCAGGAGCUGGCAUCUUUGUUGCUCCGAAAGGAUGCUGAGAUCGAAGACUACCGGGAGAGUGGGGCUACUCUCAGUCGAGAACGUUUAAAGACAGAACCUUUCAAUGAAGAAUCUUUCCUACAGACAUUUGAGACUAAGAUUUUGCCCCAGGCUUGCUGCCUGGGAGAUGGGCACCAAUUCACUUCUAACCUGAAAGAGCUCUAUGUGUCAGUGUCCCAAAAGCAGGCUAGGGCAGCUUGCAAACGGCAUUGGGAAGGAGACUGUGAGAGUCCUGAACAUGCCAGCUUCCAGGACCUUGCCCAGAAGGCUGCAGAUUUGCCAAAUGAGGAGAAGAAGACUGAAUCGCAGUCAGCAGCUGCACAGUGUACACAAGACACAGUGGUACCUUCCUCCCAGACCCAGAAGGUUCAUUUGCCCAUUGCCAAGAGCAAAAGGAAGAAGGCAAAAGGGCUAUUUGGCUGAUGCAAAUGACUCUUCCACAGAGACAGAAAUGCUGUUGUUGUAUUGAACCUCUCCCUCUUCCUGGAGCAACUGGAAGAGAGAUGGACUUUUUUUUGCUCCAGAAUACAGCUAUGCCACUCUGUUCCUUCCCUCUCCCCUCUUUCUUGCCAUGUUGGGCACCAUAGUGGGCAGUAUCCCCUUCCACACUACAGCUGUCUAUUGCCCUACCUCUGGCUAUUUUUUUCUUAAUUUCUGGAGUACAGAUACUAGCCUUGAAACUUGGAGAUGAUGCAUUCAAAGUAAAAAGCAGGGAAAAGAAAGUGGACAGUGAUAGGAAUCCAAGAUUGAUAGUUAUCUGGGCUCCUACUACACCUAUUCUGUCCAUAAAAUCUAUACCCCACUUUGUUAAUGUGUGUGUAAUGAAGACCUUGGAUAAAAAAGUUGGGCUUACUGAUGCAGUGUCUUUUACACAUGCACUAUACAAUGCAGCAUUGCCAGCAUCAAUCAGCUGAACCACAUCUUCUUUUUUCUACACGCUUACAGCCUUCUUGGUGGUAGAUAAAUGUUUAAGAAGGAUGUGGACAUCGUCUAACAAAGGUGCAAAACCCAAAGCAGGGCAUGGGUUGGGGUUGUGUUAGUCUGUGUGAUUUGCAUGGUCUUCUGUCUCUGCAUAGAAUCUAUGUCUCUUAAUCUGUGUCUUCCUUCUCUUCCACUCAGCACUUGCUUCCUCUCAUCCUUUGUUUAGUUCUACUCUAUUUUUCAAAAAAAAAUCCUGCAGAGGAUUAAAUUUUGAUGAAAUGAAGGUACACUAUACUGAUUCAAGCAAAUUCACACGAACAUAAUUUUAGCCUGGGCUCCACUUUCCUUGAUGCAAACAUUUGCUUUUUUUAAGGCACAGAAUAUUCUCUUCCCUAAAUAUCUAAUGUUAAGUCUGUGAAACCUUAGUCCUUUGACUGAUCAGACUUUUCCUGCCCUUAUAGCUAGAGAUAGGACAUAACCUUCUACCUUUAUUUUUGCACAGAGGCAGUCCAAGGGAUGCUGGUGCCUGAGGUAGAAAAAUGACACCUUCCCUAGUAAUAAUAAUAAUAAUAAUAAUAAUAAUAAUAAUAAUUAAUUUAAAUCUUUUGCUGCCUAUCAAUAUUCCAAAACUUGCCAUAUACCAUGUCUAACAACAAGUUUAGAACUGCAGCACCCAGAACUCGGAGCACAUAUGGGGUUCUCUUGGACUUUUUGUUUAAUAUCAUCAUGUUUGUAAGCUGAAGUUCCACACAUCCUGAAACAUUUUCUGCAACAUAGAUCUACACAACUUUGGACUUGCCAAGCUGAAUGACAUCUUUCAUCUGAGGAUCACAGGGCAGUAUAUUUAAAAAUCACCUUUCUGCCUCAUACGAGUAUAAGGGCUCACUGAGAUCUCAGUACAUCUAUUGCUUUUGCUAUUUGAGACCACAAGAACAGUGGGGUUGUAUAGCACCUGGCAAUGAUAGCAUUAGGCUUCUGGGCUCUGUUUGGCUUGUGCGGUCAUGAGUUGUACAGGACUGUGCUGUAAACCCUUCUUACUCAUACAGUUCAUUACUACAUAGUCCUGUCUUCACUGGAGUACAGUUCUCUUCUUGCACUGACUUUUACUUCAUUCUUAUGCCCUUCGUCUAUCCUUCAACCUGCAGAACUUCACUAUACCAAACCUCCAGAUUUUUAUAGCAAACGUUGUGUCAUUUGAUGCCCAUGAAGUCCUAGUGUUGUGAAAGGAAGCAGUUUACUGUAGCUGCAAAGCAGGUUUCUAACAUACUACCCCCUCAUACCUGCUUCCAGGAUCAAAAGGCGAAUAAAAACAGAUUGCUCUUGGCCAAAGGAAUUACAGGCUAUCAUUGCAAGCAAGCUGGAAAACCACAUCCUAGAGGCCAGAAGGGGAAGAGGCUUCUGCUAUAGCAAGUGAUGCUAAAGAAUUACCUUCCCCCAAAUGCUGUCCUGCCCACUUUGGCUGUCAGUCAAAUAGUGCUCAUGCUGUCCUGCUGGGCCACACCCAAUAGCCACAGAACCAUUCACAAUGAAAUUAACUCCUCUGACCUUAGAGGGAAUUAAGCUAAAAAGUCUCUUCCUUUUCUUCCCCAGUGAAGCCAGAAUAGUUCAACUCUGCUGCCUGUUAACAAGAUACUGAUAUGAAAAAUGAAGAAAUAGUAGAUGCAGAGUUCUGGAAUUAUCUAAAGAUUCAUCCUAACAUAUUGGGGUUUGUCCACUGACAUAGUGUGACACAUUCUGCUAUGGUUCCCACUGCAGAAACAGAAGGACCAAAAGGUUUCAGUGAACUGAUUGUAGAGUCUUAGAUUGAUUAACCAGAACAGUACAGUUUUACAUUACUGAAUGUUUUUAAAAUGAAAUCUGGAGUUUAUGAAAUCUUGAAAUCUGGAGUCUUAAAUUCAUAUUUUGAACCAUAUAGAAUGAGUGAUUACAUAAUAUAUAACUUAAUGUUCUUGGGGGGGCACAUGCUUUGCAUGCAAAAGAUCCCAUGUUCAAUCCCUGGUACCUCCAGAUAGAUAUGGGAAAUGCACCUGUCUGGAACCCUAGAUAGUCAGCCACUGCCUGUCAGUGUACAAUGUACUUGCAGUCAGUCUUAGCUCCCUAGUUUAUCUAACACUAAUUUUAUACUCAGACUUCAUACCCCUCCAUUUCUAUUGUUGACAUAUCUGUCUUUUUAAAGUAAUUAAUAUGAUUAUGUUUAUUACAUCUGAAUAUAUAUUGGGGGGAGGGGGAAAAUUGUUGAAACAUAGAGCCCCUCCAGAUGUCUUUUUUAUUGCACAUUCAUAAUGAUUUGCCCCCAAUGUGUUAAUGGUGAAGUUGUACAUGAUUGCACUUUCAAUAAUGUGCCUGUGAAUGUUCCAGGGUGAUUAAACUAGAUUAGUUGCAA